Messenger RNA from Alosa alosa (allis shad), 6875 nucleotides. It is a transcript of the gene cpeb2, whose product is annotated as cytoplasmic polyadenylation element binding protein 2. Gene Ontology annotation, biological process: negative regulation of cytoplasmic translation. Gene Ontology annotation, molecular function: ribosome binding; mRNA 3'-UTR binding; translation factor activity, RNA binding. Gene Ontology annotation, cellular component: synapse; neuron projection; cytoplasm. The record is from RefSeq and is a predicted model, not a curated record. The transcript is spliced from 11 exons. Lineage: Eukaryota; Metazoa; Chordata; Actinopteri; Clupeiformes; Clupeidae. Bases 323 to 2881 code for a protein of 852 amino acids.
CAUGAUGCAGUCGUGACGUCCAUUCGGGGGUUUUAAUCCUUUGCCGCAGUAUAUCAGCAGGUAAUGAGAGGAGGGGGACGUUUGGUCGGUCGGAACGAAUUUACGACGAUACGACCAAAUUAAACCGGAUGGUGGAUAAAAAUCAUUAACACUUUAAACGUAGGAAUACCCAGGUCGAGGCUACUACAAGGAAAAACGACCGACUCGACCUUGGCCCCUCCUCUUUCGUUAUAGGAAGCUGAGCUGUAUUAUCUAACACUAAAAUAGCCUAUUCUUAUUGUUGUAAUUGAAAAGACGCAACUUUUUUAUUUUAAUCAAAUAAAUGGGGGAUUACGGAUUUGGCUUGCUUCAGACAGUAAGUAUAAACAACAACAGCAUUACACUCUUGGGCGGAGGCGCUUUCAGAUCCUACUCGACCCCCUCUCCGGUGUCCACCGGCCAGCUCUCCCCCAACUCGACUCCUGUUUCUAGCAACACCGUCCCCGGCGUGUCCUCUCUAUUCCUGUCAGCUGCUGCGCAUCAGCAAAACAUGCAGGAUGGGCCUGUGGGGGUGACAACCUCGCAGCAACCACCUUUAAUCGAACAAACCAACGACAACAGCAGCAAACACGAGCAUUUGCAAUCUAACAGCAGCAACAACAACCACAGCAAUCAACUGGGCUUUAACACACAGGACUACAACGCCUUGUGUCAGAACCAACAGCAGUUCGACGAUUUUAAAGCAACUGUAGGUCAAGAACAGUUCUGUCCGACGCAGUCGAUCUGUGACCUUCAGCACGACCGGAAAAUACAUCAGCAGUUAAGUCAGCAGGCUGAGUUCGGCUGCUCGGAGCCACCCCCACCCCUAAGAGAAUUUAGUCACCUGCCUCAGAAGCAGCCUUACACCACCGCCGGCCCGAACGAAUCCGAUCCAAACACGGACUCGAGCCACGAUCAAAUUCGCAGUUUAUCGGUGGAGAAGGCAGAAGCCGAUGUGGUUGCUGCCGCGUCGCAAUCGCCCACUUCCGUGAAUCCAAACAAGGUAAAUAUCCAAAUGGACUCCCCUAACUCCCAUCACAUAAACAACGGCAAUGGCACCGGUACCGGCAAUAACAUACUGCCCGGAGGUAUCGGAGCCGGCUACUCCAACCUCCCACAUCAAGAUAUGCAGAAUGCGGGAGGUGGCUCGGCUUCGCCGUCUCUCCCCGGUUUCGGAACUCCCUGGUCCGUUCAGACGAGCUCCCCACCACCACCUAUCUCCAACUCAGCCAACCCCAGCCACGCAAACGCGAUGAACCCGAUACCAAACGCAGAACACGAGAACAAUUUCUACCCGGGGAUUCCCUCCUCCAUCAACCCGGCCUUCUUCCAGAGCUUUUCGUCGGUGUCUACUAAUCCUUGCGCCGGGAUUAACGUGCAGGGCUUCAGCAGCCCUUUCUCGCCCCAGAUCAACAUCCCCCAGCAGCAGCCUCAGAGCCGCCGGUCCCCGGUCAGUCCCCAAAUGCAUCCGCAACAGGGAGCCUUUCUGCAGCAGAGGAACAAUUACAACCAUCACCAGCCCAUGAUGAAGCAGUCUCCCUGGGGGGGCAGUCACCAGGGUAGCGGCUGGACUUCUGGAGGGAUGUCCUGGGGAAGGGACCACCGUCGCGUAGGCAUGGGGGUCCCUGGCUCCAUGAGCCAGGUGUCCCCCAUGAAGAAGCCCUUCUCCAGCAAUGUCAUCGCCCCUCCCAAGUUCCCCCGCACGGGCGGUUCCCUGGGGCCCAAGUCCUGGAUCGAGGAGAACGUUUUCCGCACAGAUAACAACAGCAAUACCCUGUUGCCACUGCAGGAUCGCCCCAGAAUGUAUGACAGUCUAAAUAUGCACUCCCUGGAAAGCUCCCUGAUUGACAUCAUGAGGGCUGAACAGGACCCCCUGAAGGGCCGUGUGGGAUGCCCUCACCCCGGGGCAGAUGGCCUGCUCAUGCUCAAUGCACGGAGCUAUGGGAGACGACGAGGGCGCUCCUCCUUGUUUCCGAUCGACGACGUUCUCCUUGACGAUGGUCAUGGCAACCAGGGCGUCCCUGGAGUUCUUGGCUCUCCUAACUGCUACGCUCACCAAAAUGGGGAGCGUAUUGAACGCUUCUCUCGCAAGGUGUUUGUGGGAGGCCUACCUCCAGACAUUGAUGAAGAUGAGAUCACCUCCAGUUUCCGCCGCUUUGGCCAUCUGGUGGUGGAUUGGCCCCACAAGGCCGAGAGCAAAUCCUACUUUCCCCCUAAAGGUUACGCCUUUCUCUUGUUCCAAGAGGAGAGCUCUGUUCAGGCUCUGAUCGAGGCCUGCUUGGAGGAGGAUGGCAAGCUCUACCUGUGUGUUUCCAGUCCCACCAUCAAGGACAAGCCAGUCCAGAUUCGUCCGUGGAAUCUGAGUGACAGUGACUUUGUGAUGGAUGGCUCUCAGCCCCUUGACCCACGCAAGACCAUCUUUGUGGGUGGGGUCCCUCGCCCCCUUCGUGCAGUGGAGCUGGCUAUGAUCAUGGAUCGUUUGUACGGUGGCGUCUGCUAUGCUGGCAUCGAUACUGACCCAGAACUCAAGUACCCUAAGGGGGCGGGCCGAGUGGCCUUCUCCAAUCAGCAGAGCUACAUCGCUGCCAUCAGCGCGCGAUUUGUUCAGCUGCAGCAUGGGGAUAUUGACAAACGGGUAGAGGUGAAGCCCUACGUCCUGGACGACCAGCUGUGUGACGAGUGCCAGGGGGCGCGCUGCGGGGGCAAGUUUGCACCCUUUUUCUGCGCCAAUGUCACCUGCCUGCAGUACUACUGUGAGUUCUGCUGGGCUAACAUCCACUCGCGGGCCGGCCGCGAGUUUCACAAGCCCCUAGUCAAGGAGGGAGCGGACCGCCCGCGCCAGAUCCACUUCCGCUGGAACUGAGCGUCAUCAAGAGAACAACAGAGAGAGAGAGAGUGGAGAGACGACGACACAGCACGAGGCAGGAAAAGUGCACUGUUCUGUCCCCUCACCCCUAAGCUAUCAGUAUAGAGUAUGUAACAGUAUACAUUAUAAGCAAAUAUAAAUAUAUAUGAAAAUAUAUCUAUAUAAAAUAUAAAUAUGUAUCUUUUGUAGCAGCCAAAACACUACAAGCCUCAGUUUUUCACCAAACCACCCGCCAUCUCAGGCUUUGAUGACUUUUUUGUGGUACUUUCAUGUUUUUUAAAAAAAGGAGAUUAACAGAAGAGAGAUUGAUUUUUUGUAGUUUUUUCAAAUUAUUUUUAUAUGUGAGAUUUAAAGUAGAUACGAGAAUGUUUUUGCAUGGGAGGGGGCAGCCUGUCCGUCUGUCUGUCUGUCUGUCUGCUGCUAGACCCCCCCCCCCCCCCCCUCAGCUGGUGGGCAAAGUGCGCACUUGUCUCUGGAAAAACCCUCGAUUAUUUAAAUCUCUGACGCCUGCCCCAGGUCAUUAACCAAAGGUAGCAACUAAGAUAGGGAGCAUGAAAGAAACAUUUCUGCCACAAAUGAAGUGAAAGAAAGCGAAAGGAAAACAACAAACAAACAAACAAAAUAAUUCUAGAAGACGACAUGAUUAUAUUUGCUCUCGAUUUAGACCUGCAAAAAAGAUAAUACCUCAAAGUAACUAAUCUGGUUUGUAGUUAGCUCUAUCUACCAUUGUUAAUCACACAAGCUGUGUAAGAAGCUUUGCUGCUAUAUAUAAUAUAUGAACAGAUGUAUAGUUGUUAUAUUAAAUGCCAUCUACUAGAAAGGAAUCAUUAAAAAUUAAAAUGCAGUCCACACUCUCACUCAGAUAUGGCAACACAUGUUGCUCAUGAAGACUAGAAUGUGAAAUCUUAAGUGCAUGUUUGUGUAUACGGCAUUUGCAAUGCAUGUAGAAUAGAGGUUACUGACAACAUAUAGAGAAAGAAAACAAGUAACAAAACUCAUAUUACAGAAAAAAGCUGAACACUAUAUGUAGCAUGAACAAAAUAAACUAUCAACGACCUUGGUGUCAAAUGUUAAUUAAGUUGAGAAGUUAUUACAAAAAUAAACAUGCAUGCUGAUGUUGAUGUGAUGAUUGGUUUACAUGAUUAUUCUAUCAGAAACAUUAGUUUUAGACUAGUACGUCUGGCCAUCUUUGUGUAUUCGGUGAUUUGUGAGGAUUUCGACACAAAAAGAUGUAAAAAAAACUGAGUGGUGUUUGUGGUUAGUGUACAUGCCGUCUGUGUAACGUGUGGCUGUAGUUAGUGUGGAUUGAGGUUUUCGUUAAGUUUCAACGUAGAUAAAGAAGAAUAUUAGGACAACAUUUUGCCUUGACCCUACUUAUUGUUACCUCCCUAUACUCAUACGCUCACCAGUGUUUCUCGAUGUAGCAUAGACCAUAGCUGACAAAAGGCUAAUAGCCAGAUUUGAAAGAAUUAUCCAGUGUAAAAUGGGUAGGCAUUUUACAUGAACACAUUAGGUAGCCAAUACAGGUUUCAAUACACACAGGCAGUUGGUCAGAAGACAACACUUGUGUUUUUAGACAGAGCAUACUACUCCUGUAGAGUUAGCUAUGUUGUCCAUUGAUGCAAUAUGUAGGCACGUUUAAAAGGAGCUAUAGACGUCCUUUCUCAAAUCAGAGUAAAAAAAAGUGGAUAUCACUUAAUAGUGUCAUUGGGGAAUUAUCACUUGAGAGAAAAAAAAAUAUAUAUAUUUUCCUUUCCUCUUCCUUCAAAUUCAGUUAUGAUCAUGGAAAAAGAGCAAAGAUAUUGCAAAAUUUGUGCCAUUAUGAUUUAUCCCCUCCCUGUGAUCCUGUGCGGUUAUAACACUUAAUUAAUUUACUCCUAGGGACAAUCUCUCUAAUAGCCGCAGAUGCCAGCUCUACUGCUGGCUGUCUGGUACUGUACUGUAUAUUUGUGUGUGUUGAUCUUAUUUUAUUUUCUGUGUCGUGUGCUUCUGUGUUUGUUUGUCUGUGAGCACCACGCCCAAGUGUUGCUGUCUUUUUGGUGUUUGUGAUUCAAGCUUUUAAGUGUCUCUACUGUUACUACUUCAAGAUGAGAUUGUAAGGUUUAUUUAUUGAGUUGUGUUUUUUAAAAAAUAGAGUAUUUAUUUGUCAAUAUGAUACACAUUUUGCAUUUGCCCCCUCGACCUCUCUAAUCACUUAUAAUAUAUAUAGUGCACUACAUGUUCUGAAUUUCCUACUCUUUGAUUACAGUCCUUUGUUGUUGCUCUUACCAUUACGGUUAUCAACAAGCUGGCUAACCCUGAAGUUCUGAAAAAUGAAAAGCUGUCCGUUUUAUUUACCUGUAUGUCAUCAUUUUAUAAAUGAUUUCACUUCCCUUGGACAUCUACCUAUUUUUUAACCAGAUGAUUUUAAUAUUCCUUAUUUUUUCAUAAGUUAUUUAAUAUUUUUUGCAAGUGGGCUUAGGUUUUCUAUGUGAAUGCAGAGCAGUAAUCUGUGUGUUCUAAUGGAGGUCAGGGGGAAUUUUGGGUAGUGCUUCCUUGCAGGCAUUGCUUGCUCUGCCUGGUCAAAUCAAAAUGGAGGAUGAAUCAUGCAUAUGAGAUUUGCGGAGCUAUGCCUAAAAGAUGAAUUUAAAUAUGAAGGAACAUUUCACCUUAAGCGUCAUGGUUCUUGUGACUGUCGACACUCCCAACAAAGCUAUGUUAGAACUGGGUUUAAAUGGUUGAAAGAGUGACACUAGAAAAAGCAUCGGCACUAGCCACACCACUUUUCCCUGACACUGGCCUCUUUGUGUUGUGAGUACCGUGUCCGGUUUUCUGUGUUGAACACUGUUGCUUUGUACGCUUGUGUGUGUAUGUGUGUAUGCGUAUGUGUAUACGUGUGUGAUUAUUUUUGUUUUUGUAAAAAUCAUAUUUAUUUCACUAUUUUUGUAGACGAAUAACUAUUUGAUUUGGAUUGUAUUUUUCUAUUUCAAUAGACUUAUUUUACACAUUUUAUUUCCCCUAAUAUUUAUAGUUCUGUCCAGAAGCAGGAUUCUGUUUAUGACGAAAAAGAAACAGAGACAGUUUCAAGAAACACCCAUGCAAUUAUGUAUAUAUUGAUAUAUUAAUAUAUAAACUCUUGUAAUGUAUUAAUAUGAUUAAUAUAUGAAAACAUCACAUUUUGUUUGAAGGAAAUACACAUUGAGGGUUCUAUUAUGUUCAUGGAAGACACUUGAGAUUUUCCCCCGUUGCAUCGAGACUCUCGUAGCCUCUCCUCAUUGAUGCUCCGAAACUUGAAUAUAACACAUUUUGAAAGGCUGACUAACCUCGAAUCUGUGUUGUGACGUGCAAUACUGUUUCUAAUGUUUGUAUAAAAAAAGUAAGAAUAACAGUGUAAACCUUUUUAAUGCAGAUUUAUUUUUUUCAUUGCAUAUUUUGCAAAUUUCUGAUUCACAGUGUCAUUUUUUACUGUCAGAAAAUAAACCCCCUUUUCUUCAUUGCAACUAUUUUUAAAUCCAGAUAUCUUUGUACUGAUGUAAAUGAUUGUAGUUAUUUUGGAUAGUGUUUUGCUAACAAAAGGAGAGACUUUUUCAUGCAUAUUUCUAUUUCUUUUCAUUUUGGUUUAUUCUUUUUUAUUUCAUUUAAAUAGACUAGUAGCAAAAUACUUGGAAUAAUUUUUCAUAUUAUGUGUCAUUAAUAUUAUUUUGUAUUUUUAUGUGGAAUAUAUAUAAAUAUAUAAUUUUAUGAUGCUAAUUGCUAAAAUAUUAUUUUACGUUGAAUUAUUUUUAAAGCUAAAAUCUUUGUAAUAUUGUCAAAGUUACUAGUUUCUAAAAUCAGAGUUUGUGUAGAUUCACACAAGUGGUUUAUGAAGUGUUCGGAUUGUAAUUAUUACUGAAUGGUUCUUUGAUAUGCAAAUGAAUAUCGUGGAUUUUUAUUUUGGUUUGUUUUGUAUUUAAAUGGGGUGUUGAUUACAAUCUUUAAUUUCCUGAAUAAAGACCCAUUCUGUUCGGACACA